Messenger RNA from Pectinophora gossypiella (pink bollworm), 4948 nucleotides. RefSeq lists its product as uncharacterized. The transcript is spliced from 3 exons. The coding region runs from base 947 to 4630 and encodes 1227 amino acids. NCBI's taxonomy places the organism in Eukaryota, Metazoa, Arthropoda, Insecta, Lepidoptera, Gelechiidae. Gene Ontology annotation, molecular function: nucleic acid binding. Gene Ontology annotation, biological process: DNA integration. The record is from RefSeq and is a predicted model, not a curated record.
UCGGCUUUGUUAGCCAUUUUGUUUUAUUGUCAUUCUAUUGUUUUAUUGCGUGUUAACGUAUUUAAGAAUUUUGGAGUUCAUAUUGUUAAAAAUACUGUUUCAACUGUUUAAAUUUAAUAGUUCUAUUGCAAAUUUGUUACUGACGUAUUUGGGUGGUUUCAAUAAUGGAGCAAGGAAGCGAUUUAAAAGGCCUGGUGGCCUCCCGAGGCCAUGUAAAGAGUUCCAUAACUCGAAUGUAUAAUUACGCACGGGAAUUACAAGCGGCGCCAGAUUCAAAUGAUGAGAAAACGGAAAACGUGUUCGAGGUUGAAGGCCGAUAUUAUGACAGCAUAACCGGGCAGCAGCUCUCGAGACCCUCGGAGAAAGCGCGCCAGCAUCUUCUGUGCGCCGCAACAGCCUAGUAGCUUCAAAAAAUAAUGCUAAUAAAAAUAAUAAUGAUAUCAUAAAGCCCAUUAACUGUAAGUAUUGCAACUCACACAGUCAUAAACUGCAUCAAUGUCCAAGUUUCAAGCUUGUUGAGCCCACUAACCGUAACGAGUUUGUUUGCAAACAUAAAUUAUGUAAAAUAUGUCUUAAUGAGCACCUAAAUAAAAAAUGUUUUUUCACUUUUAAUUGUGCUAAAUGCAAGGGUACGCACAACACUUUGUUGCAUGAGGACGUUCCUCAAAGCAGUGAGCAGAAAGUCAGCUUAUUAGCUAAUAAAAAUGAUAAUGUUUUAUUGCCCACAGUUAGGGUUAAAUUAUAUAAUAAGGACGGGCUGCCAAUUUACGCACGUGCUUUACUUGACUCAGGGAGCCAAGUCUCAUUUGUUUCUUCUGAUCUUGCUGAUCAAAUAGGUUGUAAGUUACAGCCUACUAAUGUUAAGGUUACCGGUGUGUGUGAUGGUUCAAAUAUUUCAACACAACAGACCACAUUAGACAUCAAUUCUACUACAAACGAUUUUAAAAUGUCAUUGACUUGCCAUGUAGUAAAAAAUAUUACAUCUGACAUGCCACAGUUUUUGGUACAAAAACAUAAAUAUCAUUUUCCAUCCUAUGUUAGGCUGGCAGAUAAUGACUUUGAUACUUGUGACAAGAUUAGCAUUCUCCUAGGUUGCGACAUAUUUUUUCAGGUUCUACUUCGUGACCAGAUUCCGGUUGUGCCUGGGGAGCUAUUCCUGCAAAACACACGCUUCGGCUUUGUGGUCGCCGGGAGGGUUCCUGCCUACGCACCUACAUCUUCAUGCUUGGCUUCUAACUUUUGCACAACGCAAUCUAACCUCUCUGGCACAAGUAACGAGUUUAUUCAACCUCAUUGUCACUUAGACAAAAUUGUUUCACAGUUCUGGCAAACAGAAAAAGUACCUGAAGUUUAUACUGAAGGGGAAACUGAACAACAGUUAACUGAACAAAUAUUUAAAGAGUCUGUUGUUUUACAUGAUGACAAGUUUGAGGUGGCUUUACCUCUCAAACAGGAUAUUAAUAAAUUGCAUUUGGGUAAUUCUCUUUCAUGUGCAUUGAAACGAUUUCAUAACUUGGAAUUAAGAUUUAAAAAGGAUGACACUUUAUUUAAAAACUAUAAAGCAUUUAUUGAUGAAUAUGUAGAUUUAGGCCAUGCCAAAUACAUAGAUGUGUCUGAAUAUGAUUUGGAGGAGCAGGCAGUGUUCUUUUUGCCUCAUCAUCCAGUUUUCAAUGAAAACAGUUUAACUACAAAAUUAAGAGUAGUAUUUGAUGGUUCAAUGCAAAGUUUAUCUAAAAUUUCACUUAAUGAUGUCUUAUUAAAUGGGCCUGUUGUGCAGAAUGAUCUAUUUAGCAUUCUUAUAUUGUUUAGACUUUACAAGUAUAUUUUAAAUUGUGACAUUCAAAAAAUGUUCAGAUGUAUAAACGUGACACCAUCACACCGCCAAUUGCAAAACAUAUUGUGGAGGCCGGCUUCAGACAGUGCUAUACAGUGUCUGCAACUUCAGACUGUCACCUAUGGUCUAAAAAGCUCCUCAUAUUUAGCCACGCGUUGUUUGGUUGAGUUAGCUAACCGGUAUAGGGAUCAGUUUUGCCUGGCUUCCGAUGCACUAUUGCAUAAAACUUAUGUUGAUGACAUUUGCUUAUCUGAUAAUGACUUAGGUCAACUUAUAAAAACAAGGGACGAACUUAUUCAAUUGUUAAAAAAAGGUGGCUUUUCACUGCAUAAAUGGUGUGCAAAUGAUAAUUCAUUGUUACAGGACAUUCCAUUAACUGCUCAACAUAAAGGUGAUGUUCAUUUUUCAGAAAAAGAUAACAGUGUUGUCAGGAAUUUAGGUAUAAAAUGUAAAUUAGAUGAUGACACACUUGUAAUAAGUUCUCCUGAACAAAAUUUAUUAGAUAAAUACACCAAACGUGAUGUAUUAUCAUUUGUGAGCAAAAUAUUUGACCCAUUGGGACUGGUUGGACCUAUUGUUGUUAAAGCAAAACUUCUAAUGCAGCAAACAUGGCUGUCUAAAUGUAAUUGGGAUUCUCCUUUGCCCGACCAGCUCAAUCAGGAAUUCAAAACUUUUGCUGACCAUUUAACUAAAAUGAAUGAUAUUGUAGUUAAAAGAAAUUUAAACACUUGUGAAGCCAAGUCAAUUGACAUCAUUGGGUUUGCCGACGCUUCUAAUAAAGCCUAUGGCUGUUCACUUUAUAUGAGAUCUGUUGGUGUCAAUGAUGAGGUUACGGUGAAUUUAUUAUGCUCUAAAUCUCGGGUGAAUCCUAUAAAAGAGUUGAGCACACCUAGAUUGGAAUUAAAUAGUUCAUUGUUACUUGCUAAAUUAACUAAAAAAGUGUAUGAUAUAAUAAGUCCGCGAUUUGAUGUUAAUGUCUACCUAUAUGUUGACUCACAAAUUGUUCUGGCAUGGUUAAAAACCAAUCCUAUAAAACUCAGUGUAUAUGUGGCUAAUAGAAUCAAAUGUAUUAUUGAGUUGACAGGGAAUUUCUCUUGGUAUUAUGUAAAUACUUCACAAAACCCAGCUGACUGCCUGUCUAGAGGCGUAGAACCGCAUUUAUUACAAAGUCAUGAUCUUUGGUGGCAUGGUCCCACAUUUUUAAGACAGCUGGAUUUUAAUCCUGUGUGUGAAAAUGUGAAGUUACCUAAAGAAAUUCCAGAAUUAAAAACUUCACAUGUAAUUUCAAUAACUGAGGACUUACCAUUGUUUAAUAAUUGUUCAAACAUUGAUAAAAUGAAAAGAAUUGUUGCAUAUAUCUUUAGAUUUGUUAAAAAUUGUAAAAGUAAGAAAGAGGAUAGGAUAUAUGGUAAUUUAAUGCCUAAAGAGUUGGACUUUGCUUUAAAAAUCAUUCUUAGAAAUGAACAAAGAAAGUUUUUCAGUCAAGAAAUUAAUGUUUUAAAAUCUAAACAACCUUUAUUGAAGUCCAAUCUUAAAGCGUUAAAUCCCUUUCUUGAUAACAUGGAUAUACUCCGUGUAGGAGGUAGGCUCCAUUAUGCUGAUAUUCCAUAUUCAAAAAAGCAUCCCAUUAUAUUGCCUAAAGGUUCUAAAAUAGUUCAUUAUUUAAUUAAAAAGGAACAUGGAAUAUUAUUGCAUGCUGGACCCAAGCUUGUUUUGACUAAUUUAAGUCAAAUUUACCACAUUGUAAAUGGUAUAAGAGAAGUUAAGCAUGUCUUGCAUAAAUGUUUAAUUUGUUUUAAGUUAAAGGCUAAGAAUGCUGAACAACUUAUGGGUUCACUUCCAUCUGACAGGGUCAACCCUUGUAGAGUUUUUGAAAAAGUAGGUAUUGACUAUGGGGGCCCAUUUAAUGUAAAAAUGUUACGUGUUAGAAAGCCAGUUAUACAAAAGGCAUACAUACUUAUUUUUGUUUGUUUCAUAACAAAAGCUAUUCAUGUAGAAUUAUGUACUGAUUUAACUACAGAUUGUUUUCUAAAUGCUCUUAAGAGAUUUAUUUCUCGAAGGAAUAAACCUUCUAUUAUAUAUUGUGAUAACGCUAGUACCUUUAAGGGAGCGCAGAACCAAUUGUAUAAUUUGUAUAAGUUGCAGUCUGACACAAAUCACAGAAAUACUGUUGAAUAUUUCACAGCUGAUUCAGGCAUUACUUUUAAAUUUAUCCCAAGUUAUUCACCAGUUUUCGGUGGUUUGUGGGAAGCUGGCAUUAAAAGUGUUAAGCAUCAUUUGAAGAGAGUUGUGGGCAAUACUGUUCUCACAUAUGAAGAAUUAAACACUGUCAUUAUACAAAUCGAAGGCAUAUUAAACUCUCGUCCUUUGACAGCCUUGCCAGCAACUGACUCCAAUGAGAUGUCAUAUUUAACACCUGGUCAUUUUUUAACAGGUGCUCCAUUAACUUCUUACCCUGAGGGUGAUUGUACGACUGUUCCCAUUAAUCGUUUAAAGUUUUGGAGAUUAUGUACCCAUAUGGUGCAUAACUUUUGGAAACAGUGGCACAAACAAUAUAUCAUUCAAUUACAAAGUAGGCCUAAAUGGAGAAAUGUUUGUAAUAAUAUUAAGGUUGGCUCUUUAGUCAUAGUUAAAGAGGACAAUGUAGCCCCACUGUUGUGGCCCAUGGCUAGAGUAGUAGAUGUUUUUCCCGGGGCUGAUGGCAAAGUGAGAGCACUUUCCAUUAAAACUUGUAAAGGUUCUAUAGUGAAAACUAGUAUUCACAAAGUAUGUAUCUUACCUAUAGAUAAUGAGUAAGAAUAAUUUUAAGUUUAAAACAAAAAGAACAAAUAAUUUAUUUUCAAGUUUAUAUUAAAAACUAGUUGCUUAUUUUUCAUCAUAAUUAAAAAAAAACAAUUUUGUUCAUCUUUUUACUUAGUUUAAACGUUUGUACUUUUUAAUCUUUGUUCUUUUUGCCGUGUUGCGGAAUAUGUGUAGUACACACUAAAUUUAUUUUAUAUUAUGGCAACACCGAAUUCUAUUCCUUCUUCUACCCUUUAACCAUCAUGGCGAUGGGUGUUGCAUUUUCCACCUUUUUGUAAAAUUUAAUUAAUACAGUCCAUUUUAAAUAUUCAA